AUGGACUCCUCUACAGUCCCAGAUUCCGGUGCCAACAAACAACUAAACCAUCCACUAAGUCAAACGGAUGCGCCGCCCAGCCAGAGCUUCUCGCACAAGUCAGACGAUUCAUACACGGCAGCUGAGUUCAUCGACAACCAACUUCAGCUGGAGGCGGACGCGCGUGAGGCUCUGCCAUACAAAUUCGACAACUGCACCAGGCCUCUAGGAAAGCUCCGUCAAGUUCUAUUAUCCUGCCUGACAUGCAAUCCUCCACCCGACAACCUUUCCGAUCCCUAUACCCCGGCAGGUGUUUGCUAUUCCUGCUCGAUACAAUGCCACGGUGACCAUACGUUGGUGGAACUCUUUAACAAGAGGGAUUUUGUUUGUGACUGCGGAACAACCCGGUUGCCUGCUACUUCGCCAUGCACAUUGCGGACACAAUCGGAGAGCAAUACGAAAGGUGGCGUGCAUUCCGAAGCUCCCGACCCAAAUAACAAUUACAACUACAAUUUCCAAAAUAGAUUUUGCGGGUGUGCCUGCAAAUACGAUCCUCACGCGCAAAAGGGUACCAUGUUUCAAUGUCUUGGUUUGGGAACGGCCGAAGAUGGCGGCUGUGGAGAAGACUGGUGGCAUCCCGGUUGCAUGGUCGGGCUUGGACCGGACUGGUAUGAGACUGCAAGCCGUACUGCUGCAGCUGGGAAGCAAAAUAAUGAAGGAUUGUUGGCAUUAAUUACUGAAGUUGCAGAGGUAGCUGUGGAUGAGUCGAAUCAAGAAGCAGUCCAAGGUGGAACAAUGAACCGAUCGGAAAAUACUGGUGGCACUGCCGAUAACGAAGAAGAUGAGGACGAGGACCCCCCUAUGCCUCCUGGAUUUCCCGAGGAGGAUGACUUCGAAGGUUUCAUAUGUUAUAAGUGCGUGGAUGCCAACCCUUGGAUUAAGUGCUAUGCGGGUGCACCUGGCUUCUUGGGUCCCGUCUUCAAACGCAGUACGGCACCAUCGCCAGAGAGACGACUUUUAGACCAGAGUAAAGACUCCAUCACCCCAAACCUCUCCAAUUCUAAGAAGCGGAAGGCAGAUGAUGAUGAAGAAUCCAACAGAUCCAGCACCUCGAAGAGAAGGAAAGAUGAGGCAUCGGAUGUCACUGCUGGGGUGACUGACGCGACGGAUAUUUCAACGCUCAUAGGUCUGAGUGGCCAACGAAAAACUGCCGCAGACGGAAAUUCAACAUGCAAAGCCAAGGAACUUCCACCAGCACCAGAGGGGCAGAUGUCGCUCUUUUUCAAGGCCGAUUUCCGAGAUCAUCUCUGUCGUUGUUCAGAGUGCUUCCCACAGCUCUCGAAGCAUAACCAGCUACUUGAGGAGGAAGAGAGCUACGAGCCGGAGCUUUCUGAAAAUGAGCACGGUGAUGGAGCUAGUACCAUGGGAAGCGGGAGCAUCUAUGAUCGCGGUGAAAAUGCUCUUAAGAACGUGGAUCGUGUUAGGGCGAUCGAAGGAGUGAUGGCAUACAAUCACCUGAAGGAUAAACUCAAGCCUUUCUUCCAGCAAUUUGCGGAGAGCGGCAAGGCUAUCAGUGCAGACGAUAUCAAAGCGCACUUCGCGAAGAUGAGAGGAGAUGAGCAAGCUAUUAAAGAGGCGGGGGAGGGGGCGAAGAGCUCAGAUAAUAGGAGAGAACAAAGCGGGUAUUAG
This is a messenger RNA of Venustampulla echinocandica, 1668 nucleotides long. RefSeq lists its product as uncharacterized. NCBI's taxonomy places the organism in Eukaryota, Fungi, Ascomycota, Leotiomycetes, Helotiales, Pleuroascaceae. Gene Ontology annotation, cellular component: cytoplasm. The coding region runs from base 1 to 1668 and encodes 555 amino acids. Gene Ontology annotation, molecular function: ubiquitin protein ligase activity; zinc ion binding. The transcript is spliced from 3 exons. The record is from RefSeq and is a predicted model, not a curated record.